CCUCCUCCUCUUCCUCUUCCUCUGGACGCGUUAACGCUCUGGGAAUAGUCGUUAGAAACGCUCGGAGGGAAGGAGUGCCAAGCUGGGUCGGCGACACGGGAGGGCUUUUGUUUUGUUUUCACGGGUCGUGCGACACAAUCUAUCGCAUCAGACCUUUUGACGCGCGCGCAAAGACAAAGGAAACCCCAAAGUUGACUUCUGUGGCGCGUUGGGAGACUCGUGGUCCGCGCGACGUCACCGCGCGUCCACCGUUGGCUUUUACGCAUCGAGCUGCAAGCGACGAAAAAAUACUUUGGAGACAUUUUUCCUUAUCUCUUUUAUAAUUUCUCCACGACUGCUGCACCUGAGCCGUGGCCGUGUUGUCGCCACGGAGCCCGGUGCGGUCCGGUCCAACACUUCACGAUUUAAUGCUCAUCACUUCGAGUCAUUUGGGCUUUUUUUCUUUACCAAAACGCUCCAGUCUCAUUUUCGAAACGGACUAAGUUGGUUCGUUCGCAGUUGAGAGGGAGGCGCGGUUCUUGUGUUUUUCCAUUGUGAACUGCAGCAUGUUGAUUUAAAAAGCCACCCGCUCCGUGACCUGUGAUUGCUUCCAACAGGAGCCAUUUUUAAGUCUGAGUUACAAUCCCGUGUGAGUCACUCGCCAGGAGCUGCUCGACCGGCUCUGCGCCGCAGCCCCAACCUCGGCACAUCCUCUUUUCUUCUUUCUUUCUUUCUUUUUUGUUGUUGUCGCAUUUCUUUUCCUUCCCCCGAUGGUCCUCACAACCUCCACAGCCAUGACUGCCCGUGCGUCUUGCUCGGGCCGCGGUGGAUGCGCCGCGGCCCGGGUCCUCCUCGCCGUGUCCGUGCUGCUGCUCGGCUCGGCCGGGAGCGGGCGGGGAGCCGCCGCCGAGCCGGCCGGGGACAGGGCGCCGGCGCCGGCGGUCACCCUCCGGACCCUGCUCGCGGGAACCUGCCAGGAGGUCCAGCGGCACGUGGAGUCCGUGGUGGGAACCGGCGUGCUGCGGUCAGCUGCUGAGAGGGCUCUGUCGUGUCUUGAGUCAUUUCUGGGUCAGGAGAAGGUCCACUCGGUUGCCAUGUUCUUUGGGAUGGUGAUCCGAUUCCUGGCUGAAGGAGCUGCCAGCGGCCUGAAUGUCAUUGCCGUUUACGUCACUGAGAUCCUCAGGGUGACAGGAUUCGAUGUUGCAAAGACGUUGCCCCGAUUUACCCCAGAGGGUGUGACCUCCUUCGCCCAGUGGGGCCUCCUGGCCCUCAUCGGCUACUGGGUGCUGAUCGUCGUUCUCCGUCUGCUGUUUGCGGUGUUCAGGCAGGUGUUCUGGGUGGUGAAAACCGUCUUGGCGCUCUGGCUCUUCGGACUGAUAGUGACUGACAGGACUGCCGCCGCAGACAUCACGGCGGUUCGACUGGUCGGCCUCGUGCUGGUGUGUGCCCUGUUGACUCUGCUCUCUUCGGCCUCUGAAAAGUCGUGUGCAGUGGAACACCGGCUGAGCUGCCUGGAGGGCAGGCUGAAGGCAGUGGAGAAGAGGAAAGGGGAUUAGUGAGGGGAGAGGGUGGAUCGGACGGAGUAAAGACGAAGAAAGGUGAUGGUGAUGUGGAGUAAGAAAAUUGUAUCAUUGACGGUUUCUAAAUGUGUCAAACUAUUAUGGCAAAUAAAGUAAUCUCUGGGAUUUUUUAAAUCUGGAA
Messenger RNA from Scophthalmus maximus (turbot), 1680 nucleotides. Its product is annotated as transmembrane protein 109. Gene Ontology annotation, biological process: intrinsic apoptotic signaling pathway in response to DNA damage by p53 class mediator; cellular response to gamma radiation. The record is from RefSeq and is a predicted model, not a curated record. Bases 750 to 1535 code for a protein of 261 amino acids. The transcript is spliced from 4 exons. Lineage: Eukaryota; Metazoa; Chordata; Actinopteri; Pleuronectiformes; Scophthalmidae.